AUGGAUGGGUUUCCUGGGUAUAAUCAAAUCAAAAUGGAACCUGAAGAUGAAGAGCUCACUGCUUUUCGAACACCAAAAAACAUUUAUUGUUACACAGUUAUGCCAUUUGGGCUUAAAAACGCAGGGGCAACCUACCAAAGGGCAAUGACCACUGUCUUUGAAGACAUGCUUCACAAUACUAUCGAAUGUUAUGUCGAUGAUUUGGUGGGGAAAACUAAAGAAAUGAGAAAUCAUCUUGAUGACUUAAGGCGAGUCUUUGAUAGACUUCAAAAACACCAGCUCAAGAGAAAUCCUUUAAAAUGUCCAUUUGGGGUAACAUCAAGAAAGUUCCUCGAAUUCGUUGUUAGACAUCGAGGAAUUGAAAUUGACCCCGUCAAAAUAAAAGUGAUUUUUGAAAUGCCUCCCCCACGCAACUUGCGUCAACUACGGGGACUGCAAGGAAGACUGGCUUAUGUUCGAAGGUUCAUCUCAAAUCUAUCUGGUAGAUGCCAACCUUUCACAAGACUAAUGCGAAAAAAUGUACCAUUCAUAUGGGAUGAGGCAUGCCAAAAUGCUUUUGAAAGUAUCAAGCGAUACUUGUUACAUCCACCAGUGUUGAGAGCUCCAAUUUUUGGAAAGCCAUUGAUAUUGUAUAUCACAACAUUAGAUCGCUCUUUAGGAGCAUUGCUGGGACAAGAUAAUGAGGAUGGAAAGGAGGUCGCCCUUUACUAUUUAAAGUUUGAAGUCAACUUUGUCUCGCAAAAAGCAAUAAAAGGACAAGCAUUGGCUGAUUUUCUGGCAGUGCACCCGAUUUCAGACAAUAUGGAGUUGCAUGAGGACCUUCCAAACGAGGAAGUUUUCACAAUUGAAACCUUAUCUUGGCAACUUUACUUUGAUGGGGCAACAAAGAAGUGUGGGGCAGGUGCUGGCAUUGUCUUUGUGACACCUUAUGGAGUACUGAUACCUAAUUCUUUUCACAUUCUGGCUAUAUGUACCAAUAAUGUAGCAGAAUAUGAAGCGUUAAUAAUCGGUCUCAAAAUUGCACUUGAAAUGAAAAUACAAUCACUGGAGGUAAAUGGCGAUUCUCUUCUGAUUAUCAAACAAAUGAAUGGUGAAUUAGCAGUCAAGCAUGAGGCUUUAAUUCCUUAUCAUGAGAAGGCUAAGCAUUUGAUUGCUCAAUUCCAAACUAUCACGUUAAAUCAUGUCCCUAGGUCAAAAAAUGGCAAAGCUGAUGCUUUAGCUAAAUUACCUGCAUCACUAACACUUCUUGGUGAAAGGGAUAUUCAAAUUACAUAUAGGAAAGAAGAAAUAAGUACCAUAAAUUUGGUAACUUUCCUUGAAAAUACAAACGACAAUGACUGGCGCCAACCAAUUAUUAACUAUAUCCAAAAAGGAGUCUUGCCAGAAGAUUUGAAAAGAAGAGUGGACGUAAAAGGAAGAGCUCUUCGAUUUGUUAUCCUCAAUGACACAUUGUAUAAACGUUAUUUUGAUGGGAUGUUGCUAAGAUGUCUUUCAAAAGAAGAGGCAUCACGUGCUCUUCAAGAAACUCAUGCUGGUACAUGUGACCAAGGCGGCUGCAAAUUGUCAUCUCAAUUGAAAUAG
Humulus lupulus (European hop) is the source of this 1581-nucleotide messenger RNA. RefSeq lists its product as uncharacterized. Gene Ontology annotation, molecular function: RNA-DNA hybrid ribonuclease activity; nucleic acid binding. The record is from RefSeq and is a predicted model, not a curated record. The coding region runs from base 1 to 1581 and encodes 526 amino acids. NCBI's taxonomy places the organism in Eukaryota, Viridiplantae, Streptophyta, Magnoliopsida, Rosales, Cannabaceae. The transcript is spliced from 3 exons.